Molecule: messenger RNA, 1509 nt
Organism: Giardia duodenalis
Lineage: Eukaryota; Fornicata; Diplomonadida; Hexamitidae
Product: Axoneme central apparatus protein
Exons: 1
Coding region: 1-1509 (502 amino acids)
Biological process (GO): cilium movement
Cellular component (GO): microtubule cytoskeleton
Molecular function (GO): microtubule binding
Source: RefSeq, a predicted model, not a curated record
AUGGCAACUAAUCGCUUCGUCGUAGCGCACUUCGAGGCCUAUCAGAAAGCACGGCAAGAUUUUGUUCAGGGGCUAGCAGAAUUAGCACAGCAUCCCCAGAAUGUGGAAACGAUAAAAUCUCUCGGUGGUGUGGCUCUCUGCAGAUCUUUGUUAAUGGAUAAUGUGCCAUCCAUACAGCACUCUGCGGCCACAGCUCUAGGGAGAAUUGCUAACUUUUCCGAGGAGAUGGCCGAACUGGUCGUUGCGAACGAUGUUCUUCCUCAGUUGGUAUUCUCUCUCGCGGAACGGAAUCGGCACUACCAAAAAGCCGCAGCAUUUGUGCUUCGCAGUGUCGCCCGUCACUCUCCGUCUCUGGCCCAGGCUGUGGUUGAUGCAGGAUCUUUAGAGCCUCUUGCAAUCUGUUUGGACGAGUUUGAUCCGUGUGUCAAGGAGGCUGCAGCUUGGGCACUGGGGUACAUUGCACGUCAUAACGAGCACUUAGCGCAAGCAGUUGUUGAUGCUGGCGCUGUUCCUUUUCUCAUUGCUGCUGCACAAGAACCUGAGCUGAGCCUGAAACGCAUCGCUGUUUCGGCUCUUUCAGACAUAUCUAAACACACACCAGAACUCGCACAAGCAGUCGUGGACGCUGGGGCUAUCUCCUACAUCAGUCCUCUAAUCUCGUCUAAGGAUGCGAGGGUGCGACGCCAGGUGUGCUCCGCCUUGUCUCAGCUGGCCAAGCACUCAGUGGAACUGGCAGAGCUCUGCGUUGAAGGUGAGAUAUUUCCACGUGCCCUUCUUCUUCUUCGGGACAAGGACAGUAUUACUUCGCGCAACGCGGCGACACUUGUUCGCGAGGUGGUAAAGCACACAGCAGAGUUGGCUCAGCUAGUCGUUAAUGCUGGAGGCAUUGGUGCCCUCGUUGAGUUCAUAUCUGUGACGCGAGGACCAGACCGGCUUCCAGGAAUAAUGGCUCUGGGCUUUAUAGCAGCCUUUAGCGAAACUUUGGCCCUCUCCAUUAUAGUUGCAAAGGGGGUGACGCCGUUAGUCAGUUGCCUGGUCUCUGAAGUAGAGGAUCAUGUGCUGGCUGCAACUGUUUGGACCUUGGGGCAGAUAGGCCGUCACUCCCCCGACCAUGCGAAAGCCAUCUGUGACGCAAACGUUCUGCCCAAACUUCUGGCUCUAUUCAUCAGUGAGAGCUCCAGUGACGACCUAAGACAAAAGGCGAAGAGAAGUAUCAAGUUCACUGUACAAAAGACAACAGCGCUCCCUGCCCUUGACCCCCUGCUCUUCCAGAGUCCACCGUCCAUACUGAAGCACGUCGUGGCUCAGUAUGCAAAGAUACUCCCCAAGGAUGUAGAGUCCAGGAGACAAUUUGUUACAUCCGGCGGAUUGCAGAAAAUACAAUCCAUCGCAUGUGAGCCGGGAACAAAACUUUAUGAAGCCAUCGAGCAAUGCAAUGCGUGCUUCCCAGACGAAAUAGUUAAGUACUACACCCGAAAGCCAGAGAAUAUGCUCGAUCUGAUCAAGUAA